Molecule: messenger RNA, 3169 nt
Organism: Closterium sp. NIES-67
Lineage: Eukaryota; Viridiplantae; Streptophyta; Zygnematophyceae; Desmidiales; Closteriaceae
Source: the annotation of a GenBank genome assembly
ACGGUCAACGGCUACAACCUGAAAGCCGUUGUCCAUCUCGAGGAGCGCGGUCUUCAGCCUGCCCAGCCGGAUGCUCCCGCGGGCCCUGCACCUCCUCCUCCUGGCGAUGCUCCCGUCAGCCCCGGCGAUCCUCCAACCUUCGCCCCUGACGUCAACGACCCUCAGAGCUCCGAGACCGCCAUCCGCACCUAGCGUGCCGGCCUCACCGACCACAGCCUCACCAUGGACUCUACCACCGGCGCAGCUGCCUUCACGCGUCGCGUCCUCGACCUCGCUCGGCGCCUGGCGGCUCUUGGCGUGUCGUACCCGGACCCAGUGCUCUGCUGCCACCUCCUUGAAGGCUUGACUCCUGCCUUCGACACCCAUAAGAUCGCCUACAUGCAGCUGAUCGACAAGCGCAUCACCCCGGCUGAAGUCGCCCAGUGGAUUAUCACCACUGAGGCCGACCUCUUGCGCCAUUCCUCCUCCAUUGCCGCUCAGCCCUACCCCGCUUGGACCGCCGGCACCGCCGCUUCCGCAGCUCACCUCUCGGGCGCGUCUCCCGCGCCCUCAGCCACAGGCAGUGUGACUCCUUUCCCCUCCUCUGGUUUUGUUGGCAUGGUUAGCCAGGCUGGAACCCCCGCCCCUUCUAUGUAUUCGGCUGCUAUUAAUGAGAAUCGAUCCCUGCAGCAGGCCGGUAUCACCACCGUCUUCCCAGGUCGCGCUAAUCACUGCCUCCUAUACCAUCCCACAGGUCGCCUCCUCUCCCGUAUUCCCUUUUGUCCUCUCUCCCGCCUAUAUACCCUUCGAGUUCCUCGUCGUUUCCUCCGCAGUCGGGAUGUAGUCUUUGAUGAGUCCACACCCUACUAUUCCACUCCUCCCCCCACUGACCCUCUCGCCCCUGCUCCCAGGCCCCUCAACUGGUCCGACACUAUCCCACCCCCUCUUCUCCCUCCCCCUCCCAUCCUCCCUCCCGCUCCACCUCCUCCAUUCCCCGCCGCCUCGGUCCCUAGUGCUCCCCCCUCCUCUGGGAAGUGGGUGUUUCGGGUGAAGCAGCUUCCUGGCGAGCCGCCAGUCUACAAGGCCCGCUACGUCGCCAAGGGCUUCACCCAGCGCUACGCUGUCGACUUCUUCGACACCUUCUCUCCCACCGCCAAGCCCGCUACCAUUCGCGCAGUCCUCGACCUCGCCGCUCGCCUCAACAUGGAGAUUCACUCCAUGGACGUCUCCAACGCAUUCCUCCAAGGGGUCUUGCGCGAGCUCAUUUACAUGGAGCGUCCUGCCGGCUUCCACCUCCCCUUUCCUUCCGACUCUGUCUGGCAGCUGCGUCGGCCGGUCUAUGGGCUCAAGCAGGCACCAAGGGAGUGGCAUGCCAAGCUUGCUGCCACCCUCGCCGAGCUUGGCUUCAGCACCUCCCGUGCCGACCCCAGCCUCUUCCUCCGCACCUCCCCCUCCCCCUUCUACAUCCUCGUCUAUGUCGACGAUAUGAUCCUCAUCACUGCCGACUCCGCCGAGCUCGAGCGCGUCAAGCGUGAGCUUGGCAGCCGGCUCAAGUGUAAGGAUCUAGGGGAGCUGCAGCACUAUCUCGGCAUGGAGAUAACCCGCAACCGUGCUGCUCGCACCAUCUCCCUCUCCCAAGGCCACUACCUGCAGCAGGUCUUGGAGCGGUUCGACAUGGCUCGAGGCACCCCUCAGGUCACCCCUCUUCCUGUUGGGCACCACCUCACUCCCCUCACCUCCCCCUCCUCCUCCUCCCACCCCUACGCUGAGCUCAUCGGCUCUCUCAUGUAUGCCAUGGUCUCCACCCGCCCUGACCUGACAUACCCCAUCAGCGUUUUGGCCCGCUUCGUUGGUACCGGCAAGCAUGAUACCACCCACUGGCAAGCGGCCAAGCGUGUCCUCCGCUACCUUCGGGGGACCAAGGACUACGUCCUUACCCUUGGCGGCCCCUCCCCUCCCUUCCUCACUGGCUACUCUGAUUCCUCCUGGGCUGACUCUAGGCCUGACCGCCGCUCCUCUCAGGGCUAUGGCUUCUCUCUUGGCAGUGGCCUCAUCAGCUGGCGCUCCACCCGCUCCUCCUCCAUUGCCCUCUCCUCCUGCGAAGCAGAGCUGUAUGCCGCUACCAUGGCUGCGCAGGAGGCCCGCUGGCUCUCCUUCCUUCUUGAGGAGCUUGGUGCCCCUCAGCGCUGUCCCACCAUCUGGUGCGACAACGCCAGCACCAUCCACCUCACGAAGGAUGCUGUGUUCCACGGGCGCUCCAAGCACAUUGAGCUUCGCCACUACUUCAUUCGCGAGCUUGUGCAAGGUGGUCACCUCCGGCUGGGCAAGAUUGACUCUGCUGCCAAUCUUGCCGACAUCUUCACCAAAGCCCUCCCCCACGCCGCCCACUCGUCCCUCCUUCGCCUUCUUGGACUCGCUCCCCCCGUUCCCUCGUCCGCCUCCUGAUUCAAGCCCUCUAGUCUUAUGCAUGUUGGGGGGUUGUGUUGUAAAAUAUAUAUCUAUACAACAUGCAUGCCUAGAUUAGGAGGUGUAGUCAUUCUAAUUAUUGGGGGUUGUUGGUUGGGUUGACCAACCCCACAUUUGGGUUGGUCAAGAUUGGAUUUGGUCCUAGACAUUUGGUUGGCACUAUUCCAACCAAAUGGUCCUUGGUCCUAGGAACCAACCAAUCACCAAGCACCACACUUUGUGGUUGCUUGCCUUCCAAGCAAUCUCUCUCAUUUGUCCACAUUGUGGCCAAUCGGAGAGCACCACACUUUGUGGUUGCUUGCCCUACAAGCAACCUCUCCCAUUGGUCCACUUUAUGGCCAAUAGGAGAGCUUCCCUUCCAACUCUUUCUUGCUCCUUGUUUUGUACAAAAGAGCCUCUUGGCUCCCUACUCAAUUCAAUCUUUUCUCUUCCAAGCUAGUUCCUUCAGAAGAGGCAGGGUUGGAUGAAGAGGCAGGGUUGGGUUGAAUGAAACGAACGAGUUGGAGCAUCGUCCCAGUUUCGCUCUCCGCCUCUGUUUUCCCGUCUUCCCUGAGCUCCACUGCUUCUCCCCUCCUACAGGACUGAUCCUAGACGCUCACCUGCUGCUACUGCCACGCACCAGCCACACCUUGAUGUGCUGUUUCUGUGUAGACUAACAGGUUUGUUCUAGUCGAUGUCGGGGUACAGAUUCUGAUGAACAGCAACAGGACAGGAUCCAGCCUAA